AUGGAUAAGAGGAGUUGGCCUUGGAAGAAGAAGUUGUCUGAUAAGCAAGGAGCUGAUAAAGCAGCUGCCUUUACAUCAGACUCUGUGGCAGCUGCUUCAGAACCGGAUGCAGCUCUAACCGAAAAGGAAAAGCAAGAAGCCAGUAAAAAGCCAAAGUAUGUCCAAAUCUCCAUGGAAUCAUACACGCAUCUAAUCGGACUGCAAGAUCAAGUCAAGUCGUACGAAGAGCAAGUCCAGAGCUUAGAGGAUGAAGUAAAAGAGCUAAACGAAAAGCUGUCCUUAGCCAACACCGAAAUGACUAACAAAGAAAAUCUCGUCAAACAACACGCAAAGGUUGCCGAGGAAGCCGUCUCAGGUUGGGAAAAGGCAGAAGCUGAAGCCGCAGCUUUGAAAAACCACCUCGAGUCUGUCACGCUGCUGAAGCUCACUGCCGAGGACCGUGGGUCCCACCUGGACGGGGCCCUCAAGGAGUGCAUGCGCCAAAUACGCAAUUUAAAAGAAGACCACGAACAGAAACUGCACGAACUAAUCCUGAGCAAGCAGAAGCUUUUCGACAAGAUGAAGCUCGACUUGGAAUCCCGGAUCGCUGGCCUGGACCGAGACCUGCUGAGGUCAGCCGCGGAAAACGCCGCGCUUUCCAGAUCCCUGCAAGAACGCUCGAACACGCUCGUCCAGCUCAGCGAAGAAAAAUCUCGAGCCGAAGCAGAGAUUGAGAUGCUCAAGAGGAAAAUCGAGUCGUGGGAGAAGGAAGUGAGCUCGCUCAAAUACGAGCUCCAUGUUGCGCGGAAGGAGGUCGAGAUCCGAAACGAAGAGAAGAACAUGAGCGUUCGGUCUGCUGAGGUGGCGAACCGGCAGCACCUCGAGGGGGCGAAGAAGAUCGCGAAGCUCGAGGUCGAGUGCCAGAGGCUGCGUGGGCUUGUGAGGAAGAAGUUGCCAGGCCCUGCUGCCCUUGCCCAGAUGAAGCUCGAGGUUGAGAGUCUGGGCCGGAGGUCUCCAGUCAAACCUCCCAGCCCAAACUCGGCCCAUUUUCCUGAGUUCUCGAUCGACGGCUCACAAAGUUAUCUCAAGGAGAAUGAGCUUCUCACUGAACGUUUGCUUGCAAAGGAGGAAGAAAUGAGGAUGCUUAAGGAGGCACUUGCUAAGCGUAACAACGAGCUGCAGGCUUCUAGAAGCUUGUACGCCAAAUUGGAAGCACAAGUUCAGGCGAGUGGCGAGCAGAAGAGUGAAAGGAAUGUGGAUAGUCCUAACAAGUCUGAAAAUGCAAGUAAAAGUAAUGAUCUGGACCUGAUGGAUGAUUUUGUGGAGAUGGAGAAGUUGGCUUAUUUGUCGAACGCGCAAGCGUCGAAUGUGGAUUUGGAUAAUAAUACUGGCAAAAGUGGGCCCGAGCUUUUGAAUAACGAAGCUCUGGUUAAGCUCUUUGUUGAACUGCAGUCGAAGAUAUCCACGGUACUCGACUCGAUUUCUCGUGAAAAAGACAGGGAAAAAGUUGCAGAGGAUAUUAGCCGUGUCCUGCAAGAUUUGCAUGAAACUUCUCGCUCCAGAGAUGGCAAAUCGUAUGCGGAAGAUGUUGAAACCAUCAGUCAAGAAUUACAAACUGCCAUCGGUCAAAUUUACAACUUCGUAACAAUUCUAGGGAAAGAAGCUAAGGCUACUGUCCCACGGACAAUUCUUCUCGGAGAACUGAGCGAAAAACUCGACACUUUCACUGCCAAGUACAGUGAGGCCAUAUAUAGCGACAUUAAUUCAAACGAAUUCGUUCUUGACAUAUCUCGUGUGCUGAACAAGGCGAGUGAGCUCCAUUUCAACGUAUUGGGAUUCAGAGGCUCUGAAGGGGAAAAUGGUAGUUCGGACUGUGUAGACAAGAUUGUGCUCCCAGAGAACAAACCCAUUUUGAAAUCUUUAGAAGAGCGAUAUUCUUCAAACAGCUGUGCUCGUUUUUCGGAUUCAGCAUCCGAUGCCGAUGUGCCGACCUCUGAGUCAACAGCUGCCCCAUGUAAGUGGUCAAUGGAGGAGUUUGAACAGUUGAAGACAGACAAGGAUAACCUCGCGGAUGAGCUUGCUCGAUGCAUGGAGAAUUUUGAGAGUACGAGGUCUCAGUUGCUAGAAACAGAACGGGUUUUAGGUGAGGUGAGGUCUCAGUUGACUUUGGCUGAGAAGUCAAACAGUUUGGCCGAGACACAGCUCAAAUGCAUGGCCGAGUCAUACGAAUCACUUGAAAAACGGACGGAUGAACUGAAGCGUGAAGUAAGUGAGCUUCAAGGGAAGAUAGAAAGUUUGGAAGGUGAGCUACAAAAAGAGAAAAAAUGUCACCAGGAGGCAGUGAAGAGAUGUAAAGAUCUUCAAGGGCAGCUUGAAAGGAUUGAUUAUUCAGUAGCAGCUGAUAAUGAUGACAAGAUUAGCCAGGAGAAAGAGCUAGCAGCUGCAGCUGAAAAGCUUGCCGAAUGUCAACAAACCAUUUUACUUCUCGGAAAACAGCUUAAGGCCCUUUGUCCACAAUCCGAGACCUUAACUCCUCCGAACAAUGCAAGAAAUGAAAAUAUCGACCCUUCUUUUCGGGAGGAACCAACUGUAAGUGGCACUGAAAACUUGGAAGAAACGAAAUUAUCUGAACCCGAUACUUCCCAUUUACAUAGAGCUGGAUCUGAGUCACCCAUGAAUCCAUUCAACUCCACAUACACUCAAUCGAACUCCGAAGCUAACAACUUUCUGAGAUCACCAAUCAGCUCAAAGUACCCCAAACACCGCCCCACAAAAUCGGGCUUGUUUUAUGCGCCAUCCACACUCACACCGGAAAAACAUUCCCGUGGAUUUACCAGAUUCUUUUCCACCAAAGGGAAAAAUUAG
This is a messenger RNA of Striga hermonthica, 2844 nucleotides long. NCBI's taxonomy places the organism in Eukaryota, Viridiplantae, Streptophyta, Magnoliopsida, Lamiales, Orobanchaceae. The record is from the annotation of a GenBank genome assembly.